This is a messenger RNA of Penicillium roqueforti, 762 nucleotides long. RefSeq names its product GPI anchored serine-threonine rich protein. The transcript has a single exon. The record is from RefSeq and is a predicted model, not a curated record. NCBI's taxonomy places the organism in Eukaryota, Fungi, Ascomycota, Eurotiomycetes, Eurotiales, Aspergillaceae. Bases 1 to 762 code for a protein of 253 amino acids.
AUGCGUUUCACUAUCGCCACCGCUUUCUCUGCCUUCGUGGCUCUGGCUGCUGCCUACACUGCUCCUGAUUACAACCAGCAGCCCAGCGGCAAUGCCAUCACCUACCCUGGUCUGAAUGAGAUCGUGCCCGAGGGCAAGGCCUACACCAUCAAGUGGACUCCCACCACUGUUGGCCCUAUCUCCCUCAUUCUUCUGCGCGGUCCCUCCACCAACGUCCUCCCCCUCGAGACUCUUGCCGAGUCCAUCCCCAACAGCGGCGAGUUCAGCUGGACUCCUAGCGCUGACUUGGAGGCCGACGUCACCCACUACGGUCUGCUUCUCGUUGUUGAGGGUACCGGCCAGUACCAGUACUCCACCCAGUUCGGUAUCUCCGCCGCUGUUGUCUCCAGCUCCAGCGCCGUCGCUAGCUCCACCACUGAGACCACCGCUUCCGCCUCCACCCCGGUUGCUGCGUCCACCGUUAUCGAGAGCACCGAGAUCACCACCACUAUCUGCCCCGAGACUGAGACUACUGCCGCUGCCACCACCGCCGCCACCACUGUUGCUACUACUUUCGCCACUACCCCCGCCCCCAAGGUCACCCCCACUGGUGUUUCUCCCGUCAAGCCCCCCACCAGCACCCCCUUGACCUCCAUCCGUCUCACCACCAGCGCUGUCCCCACCGCUUCUCCUUCGGCCACCCCCGUCUUCAACAGCGCUGGCCGCAACGCCAUCAGCUUCGGUGCCGUCAUGGCCGGUGUCAUCGCUGCUUUCGCCCUCUAA